Messenger RNA from Propithecus coquereli (Coquerel's sifaka), 2473 nucleotides. It is a transcript of the gene CLCF1, whose product is annotated as cardiotrophin-like cytokine factor 1. Bases 836 to 1483 code for a protein of 215 amino acids. NCBI's taxonomy places the organism in Eukaryota, Metazoa, Chordata, Mammalia, Primates, Indriidae. The transcript is spliced from 2 exons. The record is from RefSeq and is a predicted model, not a curated record.
AUCUGAUAGCCCAACUCAUCAUAUGCAUAGCUCUCCCUGUCUAUCCCUGUCAACUGGAGGCUGAGGAAAGUUCUCACUGCAAUCAAACUUUUCCCCACCCAACACUCUAGAUGAGAAUGGGGCAAACCUCCACACUGCUACCAAUCCCUGGGAGUGAAGGCUAAAUCUCCUUCAAUCUAACCCCACCCUAUACUUCCCACACCCAGGAACCAUAUCCCAGAAUAUACCCAAAAUUGGCUCUAUGAGGCAGCCCUGUGUCCUUCAGCCUGAUCCUGGUGGUCUAACCCUACACCUUGCCUCCUCUGGCCGACUCCGCUCUUGGCCGCAACCUCUCUCCUGCACCCUCCCGCGGGGCUGACCGCUUUCAGUGUGCCAGCUCUGAUACAUGCCUUUCCCACUGUUGGCUCUCCUGAAGCUGCACUGGGAUUGGGAGACUCGGAGAGAAGACUGGAGUACAACUGGAACCCGGACAAACGGAUUCACAGUCCCUCGGCCUGGGCCCAUCCCUCGUGUAUACACAUACAUGUUGGCACACAUGCUGUGGUACACAUGCCAAACACUUUCUCAGCUGACACACAGAGACAUGGCAAAUAGCUACUGAUAGACACGCACACGCGCAUGCCAAGUCCUUGUCCUCAAACACACAUGCCUCUUCUCUCUCUCUCUCUGGCCAGGAGUGUUCUCCCUCCUCCAUCCCUUCUGCCUCCCAUCUGGUGUCCCAUCCUCUGUCCAAGGUCGGGACAGACACCUGAGGGGCUGCCAGCAGCUUCCCCUCUUGGGCCUGGGCCCCCCCUCAUGCUUCUUGCCCAUCCUGUCCACAGGGGACUCGUGGGGGAUGUUAGCGUGCCUGUGCACGGUGCUCUGGCACCUCCCUGCAGUGCCAGCUCUCAAUCGCACAGGGGACCCAGGGCCUGGUCCCUCCAUCCAGAAAACCUAUGACCUCACCCGCUACCUGGAGCACCAACUCCGCAGCUUGGCUGGGACCUACCUGAACUACCUGGGGCCCCCUUUCAACGAGCCUGACUUCAACCCACCUCGGCUGGGGGCAGACACUCUGCCCAGGGCCACUGUCAACUUGGAAGUGUGGCGAAGCCUCAAUGACAAACUGCGGCUGACCCAGAAUUACGAGGCCUACAGCCACCUUCUGUGUUACUUGCGUGGCCUCAACCGGCAGGCUGCCACAGCCGAGCUGCGCCGCAGCCUGGCCCACUUCUGCACCAGCCUCCAGGGCCUGCUAGGCAGCAUUGCAGGCGUCAUGGCAACUCUGGGUUACCCGCUGCCCCAGCCUCUGCCCGGGACUGAGCCCACUUGGACCCCUGGCCCUGCCCACAGCGACUUCCUCCAGAAGAUGGAUGACUUCUGGCUGCUGAAGGAGCUUCAGACCUGGCUGUGGCGCUCAGCCAAGGACUUCAACCGGCUCAAGAAGAAGAUGCAGCCUCCGGCAGCUGCGGUCACCCUGCACCUGGAGGCCCAUGGCUUCUGAUCUCUGACCUUUACCAACUCCUCUUCCCUAGCCCUUCAAACCCUGCUCCCACUCUAGGAGGGAGAACCCUGUAUGUCAACACUUGUUGAGCCAGGAGACAGAAGCCACAAGCCUCUGGCCCUCCCCUGGACUUGGGGGUGUGAUGUAAUAAGCCCUGUCUCCCUCCCACCUCCCAAAGGCUUACAGAUCUGGGGAAGAGGUGCAAUAAGGCCGAUCCUGUUUCCACAGGGAGUAAUGCUCAAGGGAGUCCAAAGUGGUUCAAGGUGGUAUAAAGGCUCUCACAGCCUCCUGCCUUCUGCCUACCACUUGGCCAGUGCCCACCCAGCCCCUUAAGCAGCACUUCCAGGAAGCACACCUGGGGGACAGGAGUAGACAGCCACCACAGCACGUGCCUUCUGGGGUGAAGCCCUUUGGCUGCCCCACUCUCCUUGGAUGGGUCUUGCUCCUCCACCCCCAAAUAACUCCACACAUCCAAUUCAGGAAACAAACAUGGUGGCAAGUCUAAACAGAGAGAGAUGGGAUUAAAAAUAAAAGGGGUGGGGCCUGCAUUGGUAGUGGCCUACAGACCAGAAGAGAUAAUACUGAAAGCAGAGGGGCAGGGACAGACCAGACCCAGGAGUCAGCAAAGCAAUCAGUGGCACAGAGUGGCAAACAAAAGCCAUGGUGAACAUUAGGACCUUGCCUUAAAUUUUCUUGCCAGCAUCAUGGUGCCUCUUCUCUGCCCCUUUCCCAGGGUAUCUGUGGGUUGCCCACGCUGGGGAGGGCAACCAUAGCCACAGCCACAGGAUUUCCUGAAAGUUUACAUUGCAGUAGCAUUUUGGGGUGUGGGGUGGCAGCUCCCCCAGGCCCUGCCCCCCCAGCCCCACUCACUCAUGACUCUAAGUGUGUUGUAUUAAUAUUUAUUUAUUUGGAGAUGUUAUUUAUUAGAUGAUAUUUAUUGCAGAAUUUCUAUUCUUGUAUUAACAAAUAAAAUGCUUUCCCCAGAACUUA